GGGUCGGGGCCUGCCCGCCGGUCUGCUGUGCCUCUGGGUUCCUGCGCGGCGGUUGUUCUCGGGUGUUUUUUUUCGGCGGCCGCCCGCCCAGCGACGUGCGAGCUCGCUGUUUCGUCGUUUCGGUAAAAACGCCUCUGCUCCACCACGCUCUGCCGAUGCAGGGAACUGUGCAGCAGCAAACAGGCGGCGGUCGGGUCCAUCCCACUCAAGAGCUUCGCGACCAAGGAUGUACCAGAGAAAAAGCUGCCAGCUGCUCCGGUGGUCCACGCACCUCCAUCUGGCUCCGGGCAGAUGCCACAGCUGCCAAAAGGAAAGCCUGAGGUCAAGUGCGAGUCCGAUCCGAAGAGAGGCUCCAAGCGCGAGAGCAAGACCAAGGGCCUCAAGUCGUCGGCCAGCAGUGGUGGCAACAGCGUCAACAUUGGCAACCGCGGAAGCAGUAGCAUCGCCAAGCCCGAGGCCUCGUCUUCCAGCAAGCCCCUGGACGCCGGAGCUGCGGCGGAGGUGAAGAAGAAGCCGGAAGUCGUCACAGCGUCAACUUCUUUCGCUGCGGAGCCGCUGCCGCCGCCUGCGGCGGAACCGGAAGUGCUCUUCCCCACCUGCAGCACGGGCGCGGUGCCCAAGCGAAUCGUCGUUCAAGCCACAUCUUCGUCAUCUUCGUCCUCGGCCAAGCGAGGUACCGCUCACGGCGACUCGCACAGCGGUACGGCACCCUUCACUAAUUCACGCAAGGGUCCCUCGGCCGCCAUUGUCGUCAAAAACCUGCGUAUCCAUAAGCCAAGCCCGCAGAUUAAGCUUGGACGGGACAAGUCUGACUGA
Messenger RNA from Rhipicephalus sanguineus (brown dog tick), 816 nucleotides. RefSeq lists its product as uncharacterized. The coding region runs from base 292 to 816 and encodes 174 amino acids. The record is from RefSeq and is a predicted model, not a curated record. Lineage: Eukaryota; Metazoa; Arthropoda; Arachnida; Ixodida; Ixodidae. The transcript is spliced from 5 exons.